Molecule: messenger RNA, 559 nt
Organism: Effrenium voratum
Lineage: Eukaryota; Dinophyceae; Suessiales; Symbiodiniaceae
Source: the annotation of a GenBank genome assembly
GCCAUGCCAAGUGUGCGGCACGAAAGUCAACCCGGACACGGGCAAGUGCAAGCGAGCAGACACGAGCUCUUGCCCCAGCCAGCCGGACCUUGCCUUGAAAGUGCUGGCCACAGCGCACAUUGCUGACUGGAGUGGCGCGGCGGAGAACGUGCUCAUUCGCGGCGAGCAGUUGGCGGCGCUCGCCAGCGUGGACGACGAAGCCAAACUUGCGGAGCUGAUUGCGGAGAAGGGCACGCAGGCGCUCUGCUUCAAGGGGUCGUUCGGCGCGACGACCUGCGGAAACCACGCAAGUGGAUGCGUCUCAGACCAGUGGCGCUUCCUUGGCAAACUCUACGACAACUCGGACCGGUCUAUGGUCAAGAAGGUGAUCCGCUUGGAAAACCAGCGCGCGGAAGGCGCUGUGUUGCCAGUGGCAGAUCCAUAUCGAGAUCUCUCUUGCUCUGACUUGGGCAUCUUCUUUCCUCGCGGCAACGUCUUUGCCUCCCACAUCUCCAUGCUGGCGGUCGCGAAGGAUGACCCGGACAUCAGAGAGGUUGACAUCAACGGGGACAAGCAUUUG